Manduca sexta (tobacco hornworm) is the source of this 2434-nucleotide messenger RNA. RefSeq lists its product as uncharacterized. Gene Ontology annotation, biological process: transmembrane transport; monocarboxylic acid transport. Gene Ontology annotation, molecular function: monocarboxylic acid transmembrane transporter activity. The transcript has 6 exons. The coding region runs from base 491 to 2398 and encodes 635 amino acids. The record is from RefSeq and is a predicted model, not a curated record. NCBI's taxonomy places the organism in Eukaryota, Metazoa, Arthropoda, Insecta, Lepidoptera, Sphingidae.
AGCCGCAUUGUUCUAUGCACACCGCUUGUCCAGUAUUAAAGUAUACACUGCGACAAGAAUUAUCAGUUACAUUCGUAACGCAGUCCAAGCUUGUGCCUUCUGAUGUUCACGCGUUGUUUGCUUUUUAAACAUUUUUUUAUGUUUUCAGAACAUGGCAAAUGCUAAAAAGUUAAAGUCUAAAGUUAAAAAUGAAGGGGAAUUCAUUCCCCCUGACGGUGGUUGGGGGUGGAUGAUCAUAUUCGCCGCUGGAUUUUCAAAUUUAUCAGCGCUGCCAAUCCUGCAGCAAUUCGGGCUGCUAUUCCGCGACAAGUUCGCCCGGCUCGGCAUAUCCAGCUCUGAGACGACUACCAUUAUCAACAUGAACUCUGCCCUGACCUCUUGCGUCGGUGCGUGACGCGCCUUGCAUGGUCUGGCGAAUGGUCCAGUGUUCAAAACAUUUAGCUACAGGCAAGUGUCGUUAACGGGAGCUAUAGUAGUUUUCAUAUCGUUAAUGUUGACAACUUUCUCGUACAAUUUCAUGACCUAUCUGAUAUCUUUCUCAAUACUUUACGGUGCUGGUUAUGGCAUCAGUAGUUCUGCUAAUGCUUUGGCGUUGAAUACUUACUGGAAGAACAGAAGAAGAUUAGCAACUGGUUUAUCAUGGACGACAACCGGGCUCGGUCCCAUCAUGUGGCCACAUAUAAUCACAGGCCUUUUUGCACUAUUUGGAGAGACAGGUGCAAUUCUGAUUAUAAGUGGAAUUUCUCUUCAUGCGAUAGCGUGUGCAUUGUUACUGCAGCCUGUGGAAUGGCACUCAAAAACAAAUCCAAAAGAUGAAGAUGUAGAAAAAUUAUUGAAAAAUGGUGGUAAAGAAACUUUGGUAAACGAAAAGAAAGUAGAAAGCGGAUACUUCAGCCAAGUAUCAAAACUCAAAAAUUUAAGCGCUUUUUCAAGUCAAUAUUUGUAUAAUGAAGAUGACCCUAUUAAUCCGGGAUACGAAAUAACGGAUCCUGGUGUGCCUAUGAUGUUACGAGCAAACGAUGGCUACUUUAGUCAGUCAAGACAAUCUAAAAGUAGAGUAUCCUCUAGGGAUGGGUCUAAUAAGAAUUCUCGCUUGAACUCCAAAAAACCAUCAAUGUCUAAUUUAUUAGAAAAUCGUUCACGCAAAUCUUCAACAUUAUAUUUAAACGAAUCGAAAAAGAAUUCUUCAGCUAAUCUUGGAGCACUUGCGCAAGAGAGAGAACCACUCAAACCGAAGCGUAAAACAUCGGUCACUCUUGACACACAAAUCCCUGAAUCCGAAAUAGAAGAUUGUCCGACUUUGAAAGCUCCGCAGGAUUUAAAAGCGGAAGAAAAAGUUGUAGUGGACAGUCUUGAUCCAAAAACAGCAAAAGUAAUAGCUGAUAGAGCUGAAAAGCACUUUGCAGGCAGUAAAAGCCUGAAAUCAUUUAAAAUGGAUGGGCAAUAUGGAGAGAAAUAUCACAAAGACAAUCACAGCAAUAUAUCUUUAAAGAAUCAAGAAGAAAAUGAAGAGCGAAAGUAUUUAAAAGAUAACCACAGCAAUCAAUCAUACAGAACUAAACAUAGAAGAAAGUCAAACAAUUUUAAUUAUGAAAGUGAGGUGCUAAAGCAAGCAUCUUUGAAACUAGAACAGUAUUUAAAAGAUAAUGAAAACAAUCAGACUGAUAAAGUAAAACUGUUAAUACCACAGAUAAGUGAGCCAGACAAUGAAGUCUUCGACGAAAAAAAAGAGGAUGAAGAUGACGAAGAAGAACAGCUAACGUUUUAUCAAAAACUAGUUCUUUUCUUCGAUUUGGAUUUACUUAAAGAUUUCACAUUUAUCAAUCUAAUGUUGGGUAUCACCCUGGCUAAUUUUAACGAAUUGAACUUCUCAAUUUUGACACCUUUCAUUCUUGGCGAUUACGGUAAAACAAAGUCAGAAGUUGCACUGUUUAUGUCUUUAUUAGCCGGAGUAGAUAUUUGUGUAAGAUUUUGCAUACCUUUUGUGGCUGGUAAAAUUGGAUGGGAUAACAACUCGUUCUUUCUAUUUGGCGUCAUGUCGAUGGCUAUGGGACGAGUAGUUCUAGCUUACUGCCAGUCAUCGUGGGUAGUAAUAUUAGUGGCAGUUAUGAUUGGCUUUGGGAAAGGACUAAGAACUGUAUUUAUGGCCCUCGUGAUCCCAACACAUGUGCCCUUGCAUAAACUACCAGGGGCAACUGGAAUACAACUUAUCACAGCCGGAGUAGUGUACUUAAGUUUAGGCCCAGUUGUAGGUUGGAUUAAAGACAAUGCAUCGACGGCUCUAACGUUACAUUGUCUAAAUAUUUUCACAUGGCUCACGGCAUUAUCAUGGGGAUUAGAGAAAUAUAUAACCUCAAAACGUCAGGCAGCUUCAGAAACGGAUAUUGUUAAAGCAUAAUAAAACUGUUACAUUAUAAUAUAUUUUACGACAAAA